Molecule: messenger RNA, 702 nt
Organism: Prunus armeniaca (apricot)
Lineage: Eukaryota; Viridiplantae; Streptophyta; Magnoliopsida; Rosales; Rosaceae
Source: the annotation of a GenBank genome assembly
AUGGAACAACAGUUUGCCGUUAAGGUAUUCAACCUUCAACAACCUGGAUCUUUCAAGAGCUUCAUUGAUGAAUGCAAUGCUUUAAGAAGUAUAAGGCACCGUAAUCUUCUCAAAAUCAUAACUGCACGCUCAAGCAUUGAUAAUCAGGGUAAUGACUUCAAAAGUCUAGUUUUUGAGUACAUGGCAAAUGGAAGUCUAGACUCAUGUCUGCAUCCAAGAGAUGAUGUGCAAUCUCAAUGUAAGAGAUUGAGCCUCAUCCAAAGACUCACCAUUGCAAUUGAUGUUGCUUCUGCAUUAGAUUAUCUCCACCAUCAAUGUGAAACGUCUAUCGCUCGUUGUGAUCUAAAGCCAAGCAAUGUCCUUCUUGGUGAAGAUAUGGUAGCCCAUGUUGGUGACUUUGGUUUAGCAAGGUUCCUUCUUGAAGCAUCAAAUAAUCCUUCUGAAAGUCAAAGCAUAUCAACUGGACUAAAGGGUUCCAUAGGCUACAUAACUCCAGAGUAUGGCAUGGGAGGCCAAGUUUCCGUACUGGGAGAUAUUUAUAGCUACGGAAUAUUGUUGCUAGAAAUGUUCACAGGAAAAAGGCCCACCGAUGACAUGUUUAGAGAUAAUCUAAGCAUUCAGCAAUUCACUGCCAAGGGAUUGCCUGACCAUGCCAUUAACGUAGCUGACCCUUCAUUGCUCCUUGAAAGAGAUGAUGCAUAG